AGGGUGAUCCUGAUUUGCCGUGUAACAACAAGUAGCUAUUCUUGGAAGGCACAACAUCGACAACUACAUGAUAAAGAUUGCUCAGCCGUGAGGACCAUAUUGUGCAUGAAUAGACGAUGAUUGAGGCUGUAUUGUCCUUCCUUCAGUCAUGAUUAAAACAUCUGUGAUGAGCGUGAAGAGUUUUAUGCUGUCCUUGUCAAGGUCCAGCCAAGAAAGGGGGGACAACCAAACCGAGAUGAACUGCAGAUUCUGAUUUCAAGAGCAGGCGUGUUUAUCCUCCGGUUUGAAAUCUUCAGAAAUGAUCUGCUGGUGUUUGUCUUCCACUCCUCCUCAACUUCAAAUUAGUUGAUGAGUAAUUACAAGAGGCUUGGAUCUUAAUCAUCGCAAGGGAUUGUUACCAGGGACAUAGCAACGCUUGGUAACCAUGGAGGAACUUGAGAGAGAAGAUAGCAAAGAGAAAAUGAUGAUUCCAAAUGGGAGACAUAUUAAUGAAGGAGAUGGAGCAGGAAGCAAAGAAACUAAAAUAAAUGAGAAUAAGUUUGGUAAUCAUGGUGAGGGUAAGGUUGGAGAGUCGCUGUCAUUGAGUAAAGCUGUUUUGGAACCUAAGCAACGCCCUCGCUUGAUGAGCUUUGAGGAGGCGGUUGCCGGGGAAACCAUGGCACGCUGCCUGGCAGAUUUAACGCAUCGCAACAAGCACCAAGCAAUUAUUAACAGAGGCCAUCAGACACCUCAGCAGUAUGGACGCUCGUUCAGUUACACCAGCAAUGCUUCGCGAUUCAGUAAUGCUCAUCUUCAACAACGAGGGCGUCCUAGCGCACCAAACCUCGGGUCCGGACGGAGGAUGCUGACUCUUACUCCUACAUUAGAACGCUCAAGCAAUUCUCAGGAGUUUGUGCAAGAAAAGAGAAUAUUCCGUCAGAUUAGUGAGCCAGCGAUGCUUUCAUGUUUUGUAGAUGAUAAUGGUACUCAGAAUCUCAAUCGCAGUCGUAGCAAUAAUACCGGAUUUACCACUGACGUCCAGAACGCUGCAGUUGGUGGAAGCUGUAAUGCUAUUAAUCGGCAAAGGCAUUCAAGCCCUCACCCAAAUAGAAGACUUGCCUCAUCACGUUGUAUGUCAUACAGUGAGCAAGUAAACUCUAUAAAUGACAACGUGCAUGGCACAAAUAGUCUGAACCAUGCGCAAUCAGAACCAAAGCUAGGGGACCCACCCCGAUUGAUCGUCGUUGAUAUACCGCUGGAAUCGGAAGAGUCGGGUUCAACGCGAAGAGCGAUGCAGGGUGAUAAUUCCAACCUGACUGAAAUGAAUCUCACAACACCAGAUGGUAUGGCCCUUAAUGAGAACUGCUCUCAGUUAAUUGCAGGAACAGACUUGAAGGUCAGGAGGGGGCACACCAUCCAUGUCAACUCAUCAACUAACAAUCCUGAAAUAGAAGAUAUCUGGACCAGGCGCGAGGAUUUCGUUCCCCCAAACGGCGCUAUUCCAAGCAAAGUACUAGAUUCUCAUUCGCUGAAAACCAAGUGCAAUUUGGAGAGGGGGAAAGUACAGGUGGCACAGCAGGGUGCCCUCUCGCAAGAAGACAGACUGGAUAAUGCACCCCCAGGAGGGAGAAUGGUAUCAUCUAGGGAUAAUUUGAUUUGUACUACAGAGAGUGGAAUGAAUGGAAUGUACCAUGAUGAAGAGGAGGGGGGUGAGAUUGGGGUAUUUGAGGCCAUGGAGCAUACAACUGAUAGUGAGACAUGCGAUAGCUCUUCAGUGGAUAGCAGAAAUGAUGUGAUGAGCAUAGAAAGAGCACCGUACACCAUGCGUGGGACCAAUGCCGAGUGCAGGAGUGCUCCUUUACUCCGAAAACAAGUCAGUUUUGAUCUUUCCCUCACCUUCUUCGAUGACGACAUCGUCAAUGGCCGUCCGGGUCAAUCCCCGGACUCCGUUGGGAAGUCGUCACCUUGGUUCAAGCGACUUCGCCGUCCUACACGGACUCGCAGCGAGGGACGAGUUGAUGCAUGUUCCUUGGAUGAUGUUUUUGAAGAGCCGGAAGAGCAGCGACCAAAAUCAGGCACGUUGCCUCGGAAUAUUGGAUCUAGUCUUUUCAAAGAUGAUACUGAUAUUGAUGUCCCUCAAACGACAUUCAACGGUGGGAAACCAAAAUCUAGUACACUACCUGCCUCUUACCGUGCAUUACCUCAAAACAAAUCUAGCAUCUUGCAGCCAGAUUUCUUCAUCCGCAAAAAUGAAAAAUACCCAAAGCCUCGUAAGAAGGACCAUGGCAAAGUGAAAAUACCAAAGCAACGUUCUCAUUCAGAAAUUAACCCAUACAGCUGUGACAAAAGGGAGAAACGCUCCUCUGUUAUUGCGGAGGAGGAUGAUAUUAGCGCCCUCACAGCGCCAACCAGUAAGAAACCGUUUUCGGGAUUGCGUCGGAUGCUGUCACGGGAGUCGAUACAGAACAAGCAAGGGAAAGUGUUGCGGAGAAGAAGCAAGAGUGAGUCAUGUAUGCUACUUCCUAUGGGUAACUGUAAGGUGUGUGAUUUAAAGGUUGAGAGAGGAGAUGAGGUUGCCAUGCCAACAGAAGACAUCAUUCACAAGAGAUGCUUCAAAUGUGCCAAGUAAGUCUCUUUUUUAACCUGUUGACUACUGAAAAAUUCUGUAAUUCCCAUAGGUUUUGUAAGGGACCACCCGGUUCCAGUAGGAAAUGGGUUAAUGUCCACAUGAAACUUUAUUUUGUGACCUUCAAAUCGUUUGCAUUGUCCUCCUUUUAAGCCAAUGUUCUUGACAUCAAAGAGUGGGGAAAAUGAAUAAAAAGAAUUAAAUAUUUGUGUCUUUGUUUUCCUAAUGAGAAAAUUAAAAUAGCAAACUUGUUUUUUCUCUUUUCUAAGUCAUAUUCUCUACUUUAAAAUAAACACUCUGGAAAAGUUCCUAGUGAAAAAUGUAUUUAGCUC
Molecule: messenger RNA, 2937 nt
Organism: Lytechinus variegatus (green sea urchin)
Lineage: Eukaryota; Metazoa; Echinodermata; Echinoidea; Temnopleuroida; Toxopneustidae
Exons: 2
Coding region: 425-2608 (727 amino acids)
Source: RefSeq, a predicted model, not a curated record